CUUCGCUAGCGUGCUGCCCAGCGGUUGCCAUGGAUGUCAACAUCCGGGAGCUUCGUCGUCACGUGUGACCCGCUUUUCGCGGCUCCGACGGUCACCGCAUGCGCCAAUACGGCUUAGCGUGAUCAGCGGCAGAAACCCAAAAUAUUUGGAUAACCUUCGAGGUCGACCUUCCUCCUCUCUCUUUCCUCCCCAUGUUGACAUCGUCCAUCUUCCCACAACCCCCACUUCGUUUCGUUCGUACACACUUCUCUCACGCUCAUCGCAUUGCGAUAACAACAAUUGUCAACGGCUUCUGCCACCCCAAAAAAUCUACACUUCUCGCUGUCGCAUCGCGACCUCUACACCUUACACCAUGGCGCGUACCACGCGAUCCAACCCAUCCCCCAGUGGAUUCCGAGUUCUCCAAACCGAACGCGCUACUCGUAGCAAAAAAGAAACCAAGACAGUCGUAUCUGCCGCACAAUCAACAGAUGCUCCUGUCAACCCAACCAUCGCGCCUGCCGCAUCUCAAGAUGAGGCCGAGUCUGAUGCCGCUCCUGCCAACCCCCGACCCUCUUCCCCUCUUAGGAGAAUGACCAGAGCAAUGUCUCGUGAGGUCUCUCGAUCCAAUUCUCGAUCCGUGUCACCUCCUGUCGUCUCUACUGUUGUCGGUGGUGCAAAGAAGCUCCUCAGCAAGGUCGGCAACAAAUUCACCAAGUCCACCAAGAGUGGCAGCAAAACUACGAAGCAGCCAGCUGCAAAUACCCAAAAUACAACCAACACACAAUCAAUUGGCACACUCACUCGCGACAAGCGUUCACAUAGCAAAGUGUCAGUUGCGUCAUAUACUUCCGACGACGAUGCGUACCGAAUGCAACAAGACGCCACAGAAACGUGCUGGAUAGGCAUACGGAUGUCGCCUCCUUCCAAGAAGAGAAAGAAUGUUGCGGAAGAGCAAGAAAACAAAUCUGCCCCGCUAGAGACCGUAUUUAAUACGCGUAUUCCCAAAGUCACACGCAAUACCUUCGGUGACAACCCAUCUCACGCCCCUAUCUCCGUCGCAGCCACUGCUGCACCUAAUACCGACAUCCCACACGAAAUUGAAACCUCCUCCUUUGCCGACAUUGGUGUAGCUGAUCAGUCCACACCUCGUCAUAUUGAACAAGUCACUUCGAUCCCUACGGUUGAAGCUGAAGCUUCAUCACCAUCUGUCUUUAGACAAAAUGGCAAGCAAGCCCCAACCACCACACGCAAACUCCAAAAACAAAAAGCACAACGUGCAUCAAACACACGUAACACCCGUACCGCUCUCAAUACUACAACUCCGGCUACACCUCGCUUUAUCUCUUAUCCCUCUGACGAAGAGUCAAUCGACAUCGAUGACAUCUCAGAACCCAUGAACGAUGCACAAGGAAGACUUGACCGUCAAGCUUUCAAGACGAUGAUCGCAGACCACAUGAAGCGUUCACUCACCCCGGCUCCAUUGCCAAAUGAGCGAAGCAAAUUAGCCCUGCUCGUAAGUGACCCUGACUUUCUUGUUCGAGACCGUCAACUAAUUUGCCUAGAAAAAUCGUAUGCAACAUGAUCCUGCUCUGUUGCUUCUUUCCCAAACCCUCGAUGGAAUUAACGGGGACGAAUUUCUAGAAUCGUGCAUAACCCUUGCGAGAUGGACGAGAGAAAACUCCGAUGUUCAGCUACCAGGGCCUGAGAAGUUUCGGGCAAUGCUCCAGGCCUACAAGGCUGAGUUGUCUGAUCCCGAGGCCGAGGCUGAGACUGAGGCUGAGACUCCCAGCUCCUACCCAAACCAUACACCAAAAGAUGUCACCCAAGACACUUCACCACACCAUCGCGACGAGCCUGCUCCUAGCAUGGUAUACACCUCACCUCGAGAUAUGGUGGUCGCAACUCCAUCGCGCCACUCAUACCCUGCUGAAGUAUUGACAUCCACUCCAGACACAGUCAUGGAAUAUCAAACAAGUGAAGUAGCCAGCGAGUCUUUUCUCCCAGCUGCACCCGCUGAGGCCACCCCCCAAAACGUUGCUGUUAAUACAUCCCGAUUUCCGAUGGCAGCCGCUUUUACCGCUUUUUCCGCUGUCAAGUCUGUCAUCGCUUCCCCCGUCAAGUGGUUCGGUGGUAGAAGCCAGAAUGCGGUAGCAGCUACUGACACACAAUUCACAUUUGCUUCCCGACACCCCUUACCUACCCGAGAUACAGAUGACACUCCGACAAGAGCUCCGGCUGCGCGCCAACUAAAGAAGCAACAUGCUCAGCGAUCCCCAUCAAAAUCCGCAGCACGAAGAGUUCUUUCCGAGCAAAAUUCAAGAAGCAAGGAACAAGCCGCACGUCGAUCAGAGGCACGAUCAACUCACCAGGCAAACGUUGAGAGAGCGGAGGAGGCGUCAAACUCCAACAGCACCCUCGCCCAAGACGGUUUGACUGUCGGUGAAAAGCGCAAGAGAGCCGCAGAUACACCCAAGUACCAUAUGCCGGGAACUUUCACCACGCCACUCUCUGAAGCAGAAUUAUCAUUGUCGUUGUUUCCUGCUGAUGAGGUGUUCCCCUGCUAUCACCACGUUGGCAAGACCCACCACGUUCCCAAGGAGUGGCUUCAGUUGAACAACCCCUCCGACCCUCUCCCUAACCCUCUUCCGGUAAACACUUACAUUCCAACCGAAGAGGAGGAGGCCGCCAUGAGCAACUUGUUCAGACUUUGGGACCUCUGCAAGUUGAAUGUUACCAAAUCCCCGCACAGUGAGUGUGCUGUCGCAUUGCGACAUCACUGGUGGGCCCAAAUUUCGAUUCUGCAGCACGGAAUGACACCGCGUGAACGAUUCUGGGAUGACAAGUUCCGACGAGGCGCUCCUUCUCAACAGUAUCUCAUGCUUCACGAUGUCUACCGUCGCCACCCUCCUCCAGUAACCUACCUUGACAACGACAAAUUCGGUUACUUCUGUAACGCGGAAGGUUACUACGAGAAGAUGCGGAAGUACGAAUUCUGGCCAGAACUGAUCAAGAAGGUGCAAGUCCUGUCGGUUCCCGACAACGAAUCCAGUGAUUAUGAGGACGAUGAAUCACUGGAGGGGCCUCCUGUCGUCGCAGUGGUGGAGCCUGCGCAGGAGGUUGUCGGGAACCAGCGACAACCACCACCAACACCCAAGCAGACCAGAGGGGUUCGCUUGCCUUACCAGGCAAAGACCCCAUCAAAUCUGCGACAGGUGGAGGCGGUGUCGUUGUCGCCACAAUCCGAGGACGAUGUGAUUGGUUCGGAGAAUGCUGAACAAUACCAAUCACUAGUCUUCGGAUUCCAGGAGGCUACAGAGGUGGCUGUAGCCGGAGCACCCAAGGAUCCAAUGGAGGAGUGGAUCGAGGGUGCUGAUGAGUGUUUGGGGAGGGAGGGGAUGACGGCAUUUCCAGAUGCCAUAUAUUAG
Messenger RNA from Hymenoscyphus albidus, 3407 nucleotides. Lineage: Eukaryota; Fungi; Ascomycota; Leotiomycetes; Helotiales; Helotiaceae. The record is from the annotation of a GenBank genome assembly.